AUGUCUUCCCAUCUCAUACCUCUCCUGUGUCUAGGAUUCUGCUUGGACCACAGGACCUUCACACACGUGGGUGAAUGUUCCGGAUCUUUCACCCAGAAUCGCUCUCUGUGGUCAGCUCUCAGUGACCCCCUGGAGAUCGUGGUCACAGGUGUGUUUAGAAAACCCUCCAUCUCAGCACACCCAAGCUCCCUAGUGCAUGCGGGAGGCAGUGUGACCCUGCGCUGCCACUCAGAACUGCAGUUCGAUAAAUUUAUCCUUCACAAGAAGGGGACCACACAGCAUUCCCAGCUGCGUGCCGAGAGCAUCCGUGUUGGGCUCCCCUCCAUCCAGGCUGACUUCUCCGUGGGGAAUAUGACGCCCACCCAUGCAGGGACCUACACAUGCUACGGUUCUCUCAGUCACUCCCCCUGUGAGUGGUCAGCUCCCAGUGACCCCCUGGAUGUUGUGAUCACAGGACAGUAUGAAAAACCUUCUCUCUCCACCCAGGUGGGCCCCAUGGUGGGCUUAGGAGAGAUUGUGAACUUGUCCUGCAGCUCCAAGAGUCAGUUUGACACAUACCAUCUGUCCAGAGAGGGGGAGGACCAUGACCAAUGGCUCAGUGGACGGCAGAGCCACAAUGGAACAUUCCAGGUCCACGUUCCUCUGGGCCCUGCAACCCCUUCCCAUGGAGGGACCUAUAGAUGCUACGGCUACUUCCAUUACUCCCCCCAUAAGUGGUCAUCCCCAAGUGACCCCCUGCACCUUUCUGUCUCAGGAACCCCUAAGAGUAGUUGCCCAUCACCCACAGAAUCAACCUCUGAAUCUGCCCUCGGACCUCAGACUGGUCAAUUCCACAAACCGGACAUUCUCAUUGGACUCUCAGGAGUCAUCAUCUCCAUUGGCAUUUUGCUCUCUGUUCUUAUUGGUUACUGGUGUUCUAUCAAAAAUUACCCUGCCAUCAUGGACACAGAGCCCACAAAAGUCCAAAUUAUGGAGAGAAAGGACUCUGCAGCAAAAGAAACCCAGGAGAUAGUAUAUGCUCAGUUAAACCA
This is a messenger RNA of Propithecus coquereli (Coquerel's sifaka), 1031 nucleotides long. Its product is annotated as killer cell immunoglobulin-like receptor 2DS2. The record is from RefSeq and is a predicted model, not a curated record. Lineage: Eukaryota; Metazoa; Chordata; Mammalia; Primates; Indriidae. The transcript is spliced from 10 exons. The annotation marks the transcript as partial.